AUGUUGGAAUUCACAGCCGUACAAGUGUGGUUUCCAUACACCCUUGCUACCUCAGCGGAUGCUUUUUAUAUAAAUCUUUCCGGAUCGUCGCCUACACGAACAAGUGGUUGUCUUUACCUUGUUUCUGAUACUGGUAAUAAAAUGAUAUUUAACACCAAUACGCCAAACACUAGUUUAUUUGGGACUGCUCGUCUCACACUAAACUUUGGUAAUGUUUAUAUCAAAGCAUCUAAUGCACUUAAUGAAGUAACUGCUAACUAUGAUAUGCCGAUUUUCAUGGAAUCGUCAAACGCAUCACCUAUUGGGUUUGGAUUACAGUUGAGCAAUGCAACUAAUGCAACUUCCACCAACUCGGCAUAUUUUGGAACUACUACUACCAACGAUUUGGUCUUGAUGACCGGUAAUACACGAAGACUUACAAUAACAUCUGCUGGUAGAGUUGGCAUCGGGACUGGAUCACCAAAGGCCCCUUUGCGAGUAGCUCAAUCCAACUACAAUUUCGUAUAG
Plasmopara halstedii is the source of this 507-nucleotide messenger RNA. RefSeq lists its product as uncharacterized. The coding region runs from base 1 to 507 and encodes 168 amino acids. The transcript has a single exon. The record is from RefSeq and is a predicted model, not a curated record. Lineage: Eukaryota; Oomycota; Peronosporomycetes; Peronosporales; Peronosporaceae.